Messenger RNA from Danio rerio (zebrafish), 3627 nucleotides. Lineage: Eukaryota; Metazoa; Chordata; Actinopteri; Cypriniformes; Danionidae. The record is from RefSeq and is a predicted model, not a curated record.
UCAGAAAACCCAGUGAAAAGGAGGAAAGGGAAUAAAGCCUCUGCUUUCUUUAAGAGAGCAUGGAAGGCUGUAAAGCGUCCUUUUCUUUGCUGUGACUGGAACAGAGUGGCUCCCUUUGAACCACAGUCGGAUAUCGAUGAUUUCGAGCAUCUGCCUGUUCCAGGUCCCUCCAGGACCGUCGCAGCACAUGCAGACCUUGAGCCGGUGUGGCUACCAGGCCAGGUCUGUGAAGAUCCUCAGCCGUUGAGUGUUCCGGGCCCCUUCAGCAUCAAGCAAACAACAGAUGUGCCGAAUGCAGAUCCGGCCCGUCCAGAGUCCUCAACGGUCCUUACAGAUCAUGUUGACCCUGAGCAGAUGUGUCCGCCAGUCCAGGUCUGUGACCGCCUCGAGUCAUUGGCUGUUCCAGGACCAUCCAGGAUCAAGUCUACGACUGCCGCAGAUCAUGUUGACCCUGAGCAGAUGCGUCCGCCAGUCCAGAUCUGUGAAGAUCCUGAGCCGUUGAGUGUUCCGGGCCCCUUCGGCAUUAAGCAAACAGCAGAUGUGCCGAAUGCAGAUCCGGCCCGUCCUGAGACCUCAACGGCCCUCACAGAUCAUGUUGACCCUGAGCAGAUGCGUCCGCCAGUCCAGAUCUGUGAAGAUCCUCAGCCGUUGAGUGUUCCGGGCCCAUCUAGGAUCAAGCAAACAGCAGAUCCGGCCCGUCCUGAGUCCCCAACGGCCCUGACAGGUCAUGUUGAUACUGAGCUAGUGUGUCUGCCAGGCCAGAUCUGGGAAGAUCCCCAGCCAAUCAGUGUCCAUGGCCUCACCAAUAUUAAGAAAACGACGGAUGCAGAUUCGGCCUGUGCUGAGUCGCCUCCGUCUGUUCAACACCCCUCUAAAAUUGAAGGGACUGAGGGUGAGUCAUCCUGAAUUUGAUUCAUCUGUUAUUUUAACGCUUUGUUGUUUUUAGCUUGUAAAUCAGACAGUGUAAUUUGUUGUGCUGUUGGUUGUGUAUUAAUUAGUAGCUGCAGCUCUGUUCAUGUAGAUGUUUCUGUUUGUUUUCUUCAUUUUAGAAAAACCCAAGAAAGGAAGGAAAGGGAAAAGAGUCUCUGCUUUCUUUAAGAGAGUAUGGAAGGCUAUAACGCGCCCUUUCCUGUGCUGUGACACAGAUAUAGUCCAGCAUCUUACGCCACAUCCAGAGCUAGAGGAAGCUAACGAAGCUUCUGGACCCCCUGGUAGUAAGUCAUCAUUUUCUUCUAUUUUCUGUAACUCAUAAUUAUUAUAAAUUAGUGAUCAAUUUACGCCAGCAAUUCUGAUAGAAGUUAUUGCUUUCAGCUCAUUGCAUUAAAUCCAGAUUCAAAGGAUACGAGUUAUUUAUUUGAUCCGUUUUAUACCAGACAAUCCAAGGAAAUCUCCCUGCUUUUUUUCUGUGUUUUUCAGGAUUAGAUCUGUCUGAUUUUAAAGUCGGAGCCGUGAUUGGAGAAGGAGCGUUUGGCCAGGUGUUUGUGGCAUCUUACAAACUUCGUAAAAGAGUAAAGGUAGAGAACUACUAUUUACAUUCAGUCAACAUUUUCCUCCUGAUUAUUGAAUAUAUUCAAUUUGUUGGCUUUAAUUUAAUUUGUUGUUUUUUCUUCGCAGGUUGCCCUGAAGUUUAUCUACAAGAGUUUCGACGACCGCUAUCUUGACAUUGUAAGUUGAAUAAAUCACACAACAGUGAAAAUGUGCCGACCAUUAACUCGUCUUUCACUUGUCCCGUACCUGUCUGGACCACUUUAAACUGAACUCAAGAGCAGAUAUGUUGGAAACAGGGAGCCACUGACUUCCAUUGUAGAAACAGAAAAUACUUGAAGUUUCUGCUUACUGGUUUUCAACAUUAAAUAUCUUCUUUUGUGUUCAGCAGAAGAAAUAAACCUGGAGACAAGUUUAGAACACAUGAAUGUAGGGCUGUGGAGUUAAUGAAAACUCAUUUGACAUUAUUGCAGAUAAAAAUGAUCAUUACGUCAUAUCCCGGCCCCUUGUAAAGCAUUCUGCAUUCAUUUCUACGCAAAACUCAAUUUCACGUUGACAUCAGUGAAAUCAUGUAGCGUAACGUUUGCAGCAUGGGAUGUGCUUAAUUAAUUAGAGUGUAUAUGAUUCAUUCACGUCUUUAAUAGUGCUUGUGCUGUUGUGUGCAUGUGCUCAGCCACAAAGACAGACAGAACACACACUAAGAGUCCUCUUUUAGCUUAAACUGCAUGACUAAAUGCUUAAAUACAAGCAAACAUGUGUCAGAACAUGGAGCUCAGUGAUUAUUUACUUAGUGAAGAUUUUGUUGCUGUACUUUGUGCCAUUCUGCUCUGGUAAUAUCUUUGAAAUCUGUUUUUUUUUUUCUAGGAUGGUCAUUCCACACCUGUGCUUGCGGAAGUGGCAAUGAUGCUUAAGUUGGCGAAUGCUCCGCAAUGUCCAAACAUCAUCGGAUUACACGACUGGGUUGAGAAUGAGAGAAACUUCAUUCUCAGCCUGGAGUACGCAGAGUCAUCCCAGACCUUGGAUCAGUACAUCAAAGAUACAUUGGACGUUGGUGAAAAGCGAGCACGCCGGUUAAUGCGUCAGUUGAUCCAAGCUGUAAAGUUCUGCACUGAGCGAGGAGUUUUCCAUGGAGAUAUACACACAGAAAACAUCCUGGUGACGAAACCCCAAUUACAGCUCAAAUUGAUCGACUUUGGUUGUGCUUGGCCAAUUACCAGCGAGCCUUUCGACAGCAGUGAAUAUCGAGGAGCUAUCAUAUGCACGCCACCUGAGGUUUUCUUGCGCCCCAUACACCAUGCUGACCCAGUAAACGUCUGGACAAUUGGCGUCGUUCUGUAUGAAAUCUUGCAUGCAGAUUUGCCCUUUACCGACGAACAUUCAAUAAUGUUUGAAUCCGCUGAGAUGCACCCCAGGUUAUCUACAGCAUGCCAGGACCUGAUUUCCCAGUGUUUCAAACGUAAUCCAGUUAACCGGCUAAAGUUACAUCAGGUUGAAGAGCACCGGUGGUUCAAUCCAAAGACCCCAAAUCCUGUGCAGCAGUUAAAAAAGAAGAGGUAGAGGAACACACCAAGCACAAAACUGCAUCUUCAGUCUUUCUUUGCUUCAUGCUAUUCCUGUUGUUUUCUCUUCUGCUCUUUUAGAGUCAAGUCUUAUUUGACAGCCCUACAUAUCACUGCUUAAAUAACUUUGUGUUGUUUCUACUUGUUUUCUUCAUUUUAGAAAAAAAAAGAAAAAACGAAAUAAGAAGAAAGCACCAUUAAAGUCACAAAACUAGCAUUAUCAGUUAUUAAUUACUCCCUCAUGUCAUUCCAAACCCCUAAGACCUUACUUUUCUUCAGUGUCAGUUCAUGAUGUGUGUUGAUGAGAGCUCUGUCCUGCACUGUAUGUGUGUCGCACUGCUGACGUUUACCUCAGAUGUGCCCACGCUUUGUUUAAAUGAGAGGAAGUCGCGCAGGCCUCUGGGUUUUCCGUCAGCAGUGAGACACACAUCCAGUGCAGUACAGGACUUCUGAAGUCAUUCUUUUUGUUUGAUAAGUUUUGUGUUUUUCUUUCUGCAUUAAAGAAGUUUCUCUUCACAAUGACAGCUGUAGCUCCAAACCCCUGACACCUUUCCUUAUCUUCAGAAAACAAAUGAAAAUAUUU